This is a messenger RNA of Prorocentrum cordatum, 927 nucleotides long. The record is from the annotation of a GenBank genome assembly. NCBI's taxonomy places the organism in Eukaryota, Dinophyceae, Prorocentrales, Prorocentraceae.
GCGCAGCCAGGGUUCGUCACCUGCACCGCGUGCCGUUUCAGGUGGAAGUUCCGCAAGAGCACGCAUUGCUGGGCGUGCGGCCAGUCCCUCGAGCUCAAGCCCGCCAACCCGUCGCCGCGCAAUGGUGUCUGGGCGGGCAAAGGCGCAGGAGGGGCAACGCCGAAGGCCAGCCCCAAGGCCAAGGCCGCAGUGGCGGGGGGGAGCCCCAAGGCCAAGGCCGCAGCGGCGGGCGGCGCUGUCGAUGGCCGCCGUGGCUUUCCUGCCGCCCCCUGGUCGUCCUCUGGGUCAUCGGAGCUCGACAAGCUGCUGGCCAUCUCCGACCCGACCAUGACGGACAAGCUACCGGAGGCGCUCGCGGAGGCCCGCGACUUCGUUCCGCCUCCGCCUGCAGAAGCCCAGAAGACGCUGGAGCAGCAGCUGCAGUCGGCCACCGAUCGGCGCAUCAACCUCCAGCGCCAGCUGGACGAGGCCGCUGGCGCCCUGGUGGCGGCUGGGGAGCAGCUGGACGAGUGUCGCGGCUGGCGCGACACCGUCGCAACCAGCCUGGCGGAGGCCCAGGCAGAGGAGGCCCAGCUCCUGCGCAGUCGGGCCCAGGCUUCGGGGAUCGCGCAGCCGACUCCCGAUGCCUCGAAGUCGGUCACUUUCGACGUGGAGACGCUCGAGAACUUCAGCGAGCUGGAGGAGGAGGCCCAGGGCAACCCCCGCCAGAUGUGCGAGGGUGGCCACAGGGUCAUGCUGGAGGCCCAGGCGGUAUUCGAGCGCAAGUGCGGGCCCGCCAGCGGCUCCAGCGGGCGCGACGCGCAGGCAGCCGAGCUCGGGGCUGCGGCGGCCGAGGCAGCCCGCCUGCGGGCCACCGAGCAGAUGGUGGCCAGUGCACCUGCUGCGCCUGCUGCUGGUGACGGGGCUGCUGGUCAGUUCGCAGGGUAG